Sciurus carolinensis (gray squirrel) is the source of this 1869-nucleotide messenger RNA. It is a transcript of the gene Atg4a, whose product is annotated as autophagy related 4A cysteine peptidase. Gene Ontology annotation, molecular function: protein-phosphatidylethanolamide deconjugating activity. Lineage: Eukaryota; Metazoa; Chordata; Mammalia; Rodentia; Sciuridae. The record is from RefSeq and is a predicted model, not a curated record. The transcript has 13 exons. The annotation marks the transcript as partial.
AGCUCCACCAAUCAUCACCUUUCUCGUUCCCGUGUUUCUUUUCCCAUCGCGUGGCGUUUCUGGGAGUUGCAGUUUGAGAGCAGUUCCGGGCAGGGAGGCGCCUUUCCUGUCCUCACGGACUCGGCCCCUAGCAGUGAAAAACUACAAGUCCCAGGGUCCCUUGCGACGGCCAUAGUCAAGUUGCCGGUGGAAUUGGCCCAGGAUGACAGCUGGAGAAUGGAGUCAGUUUUAUCCAAGUGUGAAAACCAGAUUACUAUUUUCACUGACUACCUAGAAGAAUUUCCAGAUACAGAUGAGCUGGUAUGGAUCCUGGGGAAGCAGCAUCUCCUUAAAACAGAAAAAUCUAAGCUGUUGUCUGAUAUAAGUGCUCGUCUAUGGUUUACAUACAGAAGGAAAUUUUCACCAAUUGGGGGAACAGGCCCAUCAUCAGAUGCUGGCUGGGGAUGUAUGCUGCGCUGUGGGCAGAUGAUGCUGGCUCAAGCCCUUAUCUGUAGACACUUGGGAAGGGACUGGAACUGGGAGAAACAAAAAGAACAACCCAAAGAAUACCAACGGAUUCUACAGUGCUUCUUAGAUAGAAAAGACUGUUGUUAUUCUAUCCAUCAAAUGGCACAAAUGGGUGUAGGAGAAGGGAAAUCAAUUGGCGAAUGGUUUGGACCAAAUACAGUUGCACAGGUGUUAAAAAAACUUGCUUUAUUUGACGAAUGGAAUUCCUUGGCUGUUUAUGUUUCGAUGGAUAACACAGUGGUCAUUGAAGAUAUCAAAAAAAUGUGCUGUGUCCUACCCUUGAGUGUUGACACAGCUGAUGAAAGCAUCUCUGAUUCUCUGACUGCUUCGAAUCACAAUAAAGGCACCUCUGCCUUCAGCCCAGUCUGGAAACCCCUGCUGCUCAUUGUACCCCUUCGCUUGGGCAUAAACCAAAUAAAUCCUGUGUAUGUAGACGCAUUCAAAGAGUGUUUUAAGAUGCCACAGUCUUUAGGGGCAUUAGGAGGAAAGCCAAAUAACGCCUAUUAUUUCAUAGGAUUCUUAGGUGACGAGCUCAUCUUCUUGGACCCUCACACAACCCAGACCUUCGUUGACACCGAAGAGAAUGGAACGGUUGAUGACCAGACUUUCCAUUGCCAGCAGUCCCCACAGAGAAUGAACAUCUUGAACUUGGAUCCUUCUGUAGCAUUGGGAUUUUUCUGCAAAGAAGAAAAAGACUUUGAUAACUGGUGUAGCCUUGUUCAGAAGGAAAUUCUGAAGGAAAAUUUAAGGAUGUUUGAAUUAGUUCAGAAACAUCCAUCACACUGGCCUCCCUUUGUACCACCAGCCAAACCAGAAGUGACAACCACUGGGGCAGAAUUCAUUGACUCUACUGAACAAUUGGAGGACUUUGACCUGGAGGAAGAUUUUGAGAUUCUGAGUGUGUAGAAUAAUAGGAACUCAACUUGUAGGUCUGUCUUCCAUCUGGCACCACAAGAACAUGAACUUGUUAUAUAAAACUUUUGUAGUCAGCAAGUGCCUGGUAUGCCAGCAGCAUACAAACUCAAUAGCAAUCAUGACUGAGCCAAUUACCAUUUCUCAGAAAAAAAACAACAACAAAUGACAACAACCCUUCCCCAGGAAGAAAUAGAACAGUCAUGGAGUCUAGAAAGUUUAGGAGGAGUUCGUUGCUUCCCAGCUUGUCUUACAUGGCUACAGCAAGUAUUCAGCAGCUGAAAUGAGAACAUUUGGAAGACAGACAGAAACUACCAUCUUGCCUCAAGCACCAGCAGAUGAGAGAUGGUUACACUGUUCUUCAUCACUGUUUCAGGUGUGACCUCUGUGGAGCUAAAUAAUAAGAAGCAAUCUGUUCUCUUGCUCAAAUAAUAAAGUAACUGAAUCAGG